AUGAGUGUCCUCAUCCGCCGCCUCCUGGGGUCCUGGGCCAUCGGUUCCUCAGGCGCCGGAUACGUAUUUAGUCUGGCCUCGGAGGAGGAGGCGGACUGCGGUGGCGUCUGUCCGCGCCGCGACCAGCAGGUUCCCCUCUCCGAGGACCUCGAGAUCACGCCCGCCGACGGCGCUCUCGACGGGCGCCAGCCCCGAACCAGGACCCCCUCCAUGACGAGCCGCACUACUUCGAGCCGGCGAACGUCUUCGUCCCGAUCUGCGCGCGAGCGCGGCCCCGUUCGGCUGCGACGCGCGGCAUGCGGGCGGGCUCGCGCGCACGCGCACGCUUAG
Molecule: messenger RNA, 330 nt
Organism: Prorocentrum cordatum
Lineage: Eukaryota; Dinophyceae; Prorocentrales; Prorocentraceae
Source: the annotation of a GenBank genome assembly